AUGGAGCUCCUAGACCCCGCCACAGGCACUCCCCUCCCGAGUGACGCCAUCCAGCGCAUCCUCUUCGUCGCCAACGCCGUCCACGUCUACAACAUCCCUCCUCUGACGUCUACAAAGGGCUACUCUGCCAGCGCCUGGACCGCCGAUCCCAAGCGGCACAUCUUCACCGCCCGGCUGCGCAUCCUCGAGACCGCGUACGAGUCGCCCUCGUCCGAGAACAAGCUCAAGGUUGACGCCGUGCUCGAGGACGCCUCUACUGGGCAGCUGUUUGCCGCUGCGCCUUACACCGCUGCCGCUGUUGUUGAGCCUGUGCUGGAUAGUAGCCGAUUCUUUGCUCUUACGGUGAGGGAUCCGCAGGGUAGGCGCGCGGUGUUGGGUAUUGGGUUUGAGGAACGCAGUGAGGCAUUCGAUCUAUCCAUUGCCCUGCAGGAGGCUCGCAAAGCUCUCGGCUGGGAAGGCGAGCAAAGUCGACCAGCGGCUAAGAAGGAGGAGGAAGAGAAACGGGACUACAGCCUGAAGGAUGGUGAGACCAUCACAGUGAGCUUCGGCGGCUCCAAGUUUGGCAGGCGGAAGCAGCAGAGUUCGCCAGCGGGAGGAUCCAGCUCGGGAGACUUGCAGUCCUUUGCGCUUCCGCCGCCGCCGCCAGGACCAGGAGGUGCUAAGGGCUUCUCGCUGCCGCCUCCGCCGAGCUCGCAGGAUGUGAAGCAGCAGAAGCAGCAGUCGGCCAAGGAUCUAGGGUUUGACGACGGUCAAUUUGGAGAGUUUGCGUAA
Messenger RNA from Fusarium keratoplasticum, 771 nucleotides. RefSeq names its product DUF1681 domain-containing protein. Gene Ontology annotation, cellular component: membrane; clathrin vesicle coat. Bases 1 to 771 code for a protein of 256 amino acids. Gene Ontology annotation, biological process: endocytosis. The record is from RefSeq and is a predicted model, not a curated record. The transcript has a single exon. Lineage: Eukaryota; Fungi; Ascomycota; Sordariomycetes; Hypocreales; Nectriaceae.